Saccharomyces kudriavzevii IFO 1802 is the source of this 3354-nucleotide messenger RNA. RefSeq names its product Mga2p (gene MGA2). NCBI's taxonomy places the organism in Eukaryota, Fungi, Ascomycota, Saccharomycetes, Saccharomycetales, Saccharomycetaceae. The coding region runs from base 1 to 3354 and encodes 1117 amino acids. The record is from RefSeq and is a predicted model, not a curated record. Gene Ontology annotation, cellular component: nucleus. The transcript has a single exon. Gene Ontology annotation, biological process: regulation of transcription by RNA polymerase II. Gene Ontology annotation, molecular function: transcription coregulator activity; protein binding; double-stranded DNA binding.
AUGCAGCAGAACAGCGAGUUUUUAACAGAAACACCUGGAAGCGACCCUCACAUAUCUCAAUUGCAUGGCAACAGCGUAAUGGAAUCACAGCUCUUGGACGAUUUUCUACUGAAUGGGUCUCCCAUGUACCAUGACGAUAGCAUGGCGCAUAUUAAUAUCGAUGAGGCUGCUAAUUUCCAAAAUUUUAUCAAGACAGACGGCGCUGACUCGCCCAAUUUGUUGUCUUUUGAAGGAAUCAGUAAUAACACUCAUGCUAACCAAAACGUGUCCACUCCCAUAGAGGAAGAGAUGGAAGGUGAGAAUGGGUUUAAGGAAGAGGAAGAGGACGAACACGAAGAAAAGGCUUUCGAGGAAAGGGAUUCGGGCAAGCCUACUCAUGAUGAGGUUGUGUUUGGUAGAAAAGAGGCGAUUCGGUCUGUUUAUAUCAAUCCUUUAGACUACCUUAAGGUGGGUGCGGCCGAACUGCCUUUGGAAAUGGAGGUUUCAGGGUUGCCGCAGGUAUCCAGAGUGGAAAAUCAACUCAAAUUGAAAGUGAAAAUUACAUCGGAGACUCCGCUGAGCCAAAAUAUGGUUUACUUACCUAGCGAUUCCAUUUCAAGGGAGAAAUUUUACUUGAAGAAAAAUAUUGACCAGUUUUCGCAUGACUUCAGGAAGAACCUGCUUUAUAUAAAUGCAUUUGUUCUUUGUGCCGUGAGCAACAGAACGACAAAUGUUUGUACUAAAUGUGUUAAGAGAGAACAAAGAAGAGCCGCUAGAAGAAAAUCAGGUAUCGCGGACAAUCUACUAUGGUGUAAUAACAUCAACAGAAGGUUGGUUGUCUUUAAUAACAAGCAGGUGUUCCCCAUAAUGAAAACCUUCGAUAAUGUAAAGGAGUUCGAAUUAACUACCAGAUUAGUUUGUUACUGUAGACACCAUAAGGCAAACAAUGGGUUUGUUAUAUUGUUCACCAUAACCGAUUGGCGAAAUGGGUUAUUGGGUAAAUUCACCACAACGCCCAUCAUGAUUACAGAUAGAAAGCCCGCAAACAUGGACAUCAAUAAAUUCAAUAACACUACCACUGCCUCUAGAAGGCAAUUAACAGAAGAGGAAUCUACGACAGAAUAUUAUUCAACGGAUAAUAACCAAUUGAGCAGAGAUGAAAACGUGCCAUUUCAGUACACUUAUCAACAUAACCCAUACGAUAAUGACGGUCAAGUGAAUAAUGUUCCAUUGAAAGACAAAAACGUACCAUUCCAAUAUUCCAUCCCUCAACAAUCGGACCUACUACAGAAUAAUAACUUAUCACUAAAUCUUUCUUUACCUAACCAGCAUAUCCCAUCACCAACAUCUAUGAGUGAAGAGGGCUCAGAGUCAUUUAACUAUCAUAAUCGCGACAACGACAAUCCAGUUCGUACCAUCUCCUUAACCAAUAUCGAGCAACAAAGUCAAUUGAAUCAACGGAAGAGAGCGCGCAACAAUUUGGAAAAUGACAUCGGCAAACCUCUGUUUAAGCAUUCCUUCUCAAAUUCAUUCAGCCCUGCAAACAAUACCAUGAAUCCAUCUUUACAUGCAAUGCAAGAUUUUUCAAUGAAAAAUAACAAUAACAACAACAACACAUUGCCAUCAAUUAAUCGCGUUAUACCUUCACAAGGCCCAAUAAAUGGUGGUAUUGAAGUUACUUUAUUAGGCUGCAACUUCAAAGAUGGCCUUUCUGUCAAAUUUGGUGCCAACCUUGCCCUUUCCACACAAUGCUGGAGUGAGACUACAAUCGUCACCUAUCUUCCUCCCGCAGCCUAUGCAGGUCAAGUGUUUGUCUCUAUUACGGACACAAGUAAUGAAAACAAUGUCGAUAAUCUUCCUCAGGAAAUUGAAAUUAAUGAUAACAAAAAAGCCAUAUUCACUUACGUUGACGAUACGGAUAGACAACUGAUUGAAUUAGCUUUGCAAAUUGUUGGGUUAAAGAUGAAUGGUAAAUUAGAAGAUGCAAGAAAUAUCGCCAAGAGAAUUGUUGGCAACGAUUCUCCUGAUAGUGGUGCAAAUAGUAAUGGCUGCUCAAAGAGCACAGGACCAUCACCGAAUCAAAAUGUUGCGAAUAUAAACACAAGUGUUCUUUACUCCGAUGAAGUCUUGAUACAAAAAGUUAUCAAAUCGUUAAACAUCAAUUCCAACAUUUCCAUAUGUGAUUCCUUAGGAAGAACUUUAUUACAUCUCGCAUGCUUGAAAAAUUAUUCGAACCUGGUAUUUACAUUGAUUAAAAAGGGUGCACGUGUUAAUGAUAUCGAUUCAUUUGGGUUAACUCCAUUACAUUUUGCAUGCAUAAGCGGUGACCCUAAAAUUAUUAAAAUGCUACUAAAUUGUAAAGUCAAUUAUUUGCUGAGGGCGCAUAAUGGACUAACCGCAAAGGAAGUAUUCAUAGCAAACCACAUGCGGUCAAAGGAAAGCAGGAAGAAAGAAGAAAAGAGAGAUAAUCACAAACUUGUCCAUAAUGAUGCUUACAUCAAUGAAGUAUUGUCAUUAUUUGAAGUAUUCGAGAAUGGAACACAAUUUGCCGAUAGUAUGGAAACAGACAGUAAUUGUUCAAUCAGCAGGAAAUACUCACAAACCAGUUUCAAUUCAAGUCUGUUAGAUAAUGAAUCUUUGAAUGAAAACUUAUUCGAAAAUCAAAGCAUGAUAAAUCCUACUCGCAUGGAAAUUCAACAUCCUACGUUACAAUUAUUCGAGAAUUCAAGUUAUUCUGAAUACGAUCAAAGUGAUUUUGAGGAGGACGGUGAUGAAAAUUUGUUUACUAACGACGAAGUUGAACUACUAGGGGUUGCACGCAAAACAGAGGAAAGGAAGCCUCUUGAUAUCGGGACUAACACCAAUGAGAUCGAUGAGGAAAAUGGCAGCACCUCUCUCUGGAAUAGAGUUUUACAUCGUAUUAAUGAUGAUUUACCGAAAUAUGAGGAUCUAUUCCCACUGUCUUGGGGAAAAGACGAUAAAUUAAAAGCCGUAAAUCAAGGCACUAUUAUAGAGCAGUCAUCAUCCAACAUUGAGAACUCUGAGAACUCAGAAGAAGAAGAUUACGAGGAAGAAGAAGAGUUCUUGAAGAAACAGUUCAAUAGAUUUUUCCAAAACAAACAAAACUUCCAAAAUGAUAAGAUGUUAAUAUUUUUUUGGAUCCCCUUGACAUUGAUGCUUUUAACAUGGUUCAUCAUGUAUAAGUUUGGCAAUGAAGAUAGUUCCAUCAAUCAUAUAAGUGAAUUGAUCUCGGAAUACUUGAGAAUUGCAUUAGCAAAGUUUUUGUUGGGAAAUGAGAGAAUGAAAACCGCAUUUAGGUCGAAACUAUCGAACCUGCAGACAACAAGAAUGUUGAACGAUCUAAUAGUAAGUUAA